AUGAAGCUUGAAUCACACCUCACUCAGUUGUUCAUCAACAACGAAUAUGUCGACUGUCUUAACUCCAAAAGGCUCUCCGUCCAUAACCCGGCGACCAAGGAGCUAGUUAGCGACGAGAUACCUGUUGCCGGACCAGCAGACGUCGACCGCGCCGUCCAGGCAGCUCAAGAUGCAUUUGCACCGAAUUCUCCAUGGCGCUCAAUCAAUGACUUCGACCGGCAGAAGAUGUUGCUCAAGUUUGCGGAUCUUAUUGAAGCAAACCAGGAGUACCUGGCGUCGCUGACACGCGCUACCCUCGGUGCCCCCUACCUCCCCUUCGGCAAAUCGGAGAUCGACACCGCGAUAGGAUGCUUCCGAUAUUAUGCGGGGUGGGCUGGCAAAUUCGCGGGGCAGAGCUUCCCAAGUACAGAUGGAUUCUUCAAGGUUGUUCGAAAUGAACCGUUGGGUGUCGUUGCAGGAAUUAUUCCGUGGAAUGGACCUCUUGCAUCUAUCGGUCUCAAAGCCGCCCCUGCUCUGGCAACUGGGAAUGUUUUUAUUCUCAAGUCAAGCGAAAAGACCCCACUCGCCGCUGCCGCGCUUGGAAAAUUAAUUGUGGAUGCAGGUUUCCCGCCUGGUGUCUUUCAGGUCUUGAGCGGCGACGGAAGCACAGGUGCGAUCCUUGCAAGUCAUAUGAAGAUUGCAAAAGUCAGCUUCACCGGAAGUCUUGCGACGGGAAAGUCUGUACAGAUUGCAGCCGCCAAGAGCAACUUGAAAAGAGUGACCUUGGAACUGGGUGGGAAGAGCCCGGCGGUGGUGUUUGAUGAUGCUGAUCUGGACAAUGCUGUCAAGUGGUGUGUGAAUGCCAUCGUAAACAACACGGGCCAAAUUUGCUUUGCUGCAUCCCGUGUUUAUGUUCAAGAAGGUAUCUACGACAAAUUUCUCGCUGCUUAUCGAGAAGCAUUCACUGCGAAGCAAGCGCUCGUUGGAGACCCAGAGAAGGACUCGUCUGAAAUUGGCCCCGUCGUGGACCAAAGUCAGUAUGAUCGCAUUGUGGGUAUAAUCGAUAGGGCAAAGGGAGAGAAACAGGGAACUCUUCUUCAAGGAGGGAAGCAGGGUCAAACUGCGGGUUACUACAUUGAGCCCGCGAUCUUCACGGACACUGCUCGUGACGCUUCUAUUACCUGCGAUGAGAUAUUCGGACCAGUUGUUGUCCUGAACCGAUUCAAAACUGAAAGCGAGGUUGUCGAGCUAUCCAACGACUCUCAGUACGGGUUGAUGGCGGGUGUUUUCACGCAGGAUAUCAACCGUGCAUUACGACUGAGCGAGGCGUUUGACUCGGGCGUCGUCGGAGUCAACUGUAUUAGCACUAUUCACUUCUCGUGUCCAUUUGGAGGAACCAAGGAAAGUGGAAUCGGCCGCGAACUUGGCAUUCACGCCUUGCAUGCGUACACGGAGCCGAAAACGGUCUUGAUGAACAUGUCUUACUAG
Molecule: messenger RNA, 1467 nt
Organism: Penicillium cataractarum
Lineage: Eukaryota; Fungi; Ascomycota; Eurotiomycetes; Eurotiales; Aspergillaceae
Exons: 7
Coding region: 1-1467 (488 amino acids)
Molecular function (GO): aldehyde dehydrogenase (NAD+) activity
Source: RefSeq, a predicted model, not a curated record